Oryza brachyantha (malo sina) is the source of this 5505-nucleotide messenger RNA. RefSeq lists its product as uncharacterized. The transcript is spliced from 6 exons. Gene Ontology annotation, cellular component: piccolo histone acetyltransferase complex. The record is from RefSeq and is a predicted model, not a curated record. NCBI's taxonomy places the organism in Eukaryota, Viridiplantae, Streptophyta, Magnoliopsida, Poales, Poaceae. The coding region runs from base 542 to 5179 and encodes 1545 amino acids. Gene Ontology annotation, biological process: regulation of transcription by RNA polymerase II.
GCACGACCGUCCGAUCGCGAUCGGACGGCCCCGGAUGCCGCAGCCCCUUCCACCGUCUCGCCAUCCACCGCCACUUAGCUGUGCCCCACCACCACUCCCUCCCCCCCAAUUCGCGAAAGAAAAUUAAAACGUCUCGGAGAAAAAAAAAGAGGAAAAAAAAAGGAAACCCUAGCUUCCCGUGGCGGCAGGGGGGGGGGGAGGGGAGCGCUGAUUGCCCCCGCUAGAUCGGGCUUGGGAAGGGGCUUUUGCUGCAGAUCGGUUCUUUUUCCAGGCGAGGGUUCGAUUCCGCCCCCCAAUUUGGCGCCGAUCCGCGGGUGGGUCGCAUCCGCCCGCACGAUUGAUACGACCGAGUUUCGCUGCAGCCGCGGCGAUUUUGGGCUCGAUUUCGGUGGUCGGAUCGACGCUUCCUGCUCAGGCUUCUUUUCUGCAUUUGCUGUAAUCCGUGGAUUAUGUGGUCGGGAUGAGGCACCAAGAUCUGUGCGUGGGACUUCGCGUAUGAUGGAAGGUGAAAUUUGGGGAGUUUGGCUUUCUGGGCUUGUGAAUGGAAUCCAGUGGUAGUGACAGGCCUAGUGCAACGGAUGCUACUGAAUCAGUUCAGGGUUUAGAUGGAGAGGAGACUUUGUCUGAGAGUGCGUCGGUUGGGAAGAGGCAAGGAUUAUGCACACAGAAUGGGAGUGGGAAGGAGGAGCCUUCAAGCAGUUCAUCUGCAGGGAGUAAGAGGAAGCGAACUAGCCCGAGUUCUGAUAGAGUGGAACUUAAUGGGCCAGAUGCAGCAGGAACCAGCUCAGGUGAUUCCACGUGGAGCGAAGAUAGUUUCAAUGGUCGACAUGAACGUUCGUUCUCAAGAAAUAAGGAUGGCCACUUGGAGCAUUCAGUUAAUUCAGGUGAAGUUGCGGUGAUCAGGAAGCCUCAUGGUGUUUUGAGGUUAAGGAAGCUGGCUCAGAAUGUCAGUAUCGAGAGUGGUACGGGAGGUUCCAAGGUUCCUCGAUCCAAUGGCAUUGCAAAAGCUACUCAGGUCCAGAGGAGGAACAGGCAGAGGAAAUCACAGGCUCUUAAGGAGAACAGAGUUGGUGGUGAUGACCCUGUCACUUACGUGAAAGUUGAGAAUGGCACUUGUGGUCAAGACAACAGCACAAAUUUUUGUUCUGAAAAUGAUGUCUCAGUCGAAAAGCAGCCAAGUCUUUCAGGUGAACCAUCAGAACAUGUUAUUCCUAUCAAGGAAAGCUCUUUGCAUCCUCAAGAGGAGGAGAAUGUUAAUUUGGAAGAAAAUGCUGCUAGGAUGCUCUGUUCUCUAUCAGAUAAUAGAUGUGAUAGUGCACCGAGGGAGAGUACAAAACCACCGAAUAGAUCAUCAAACGCAUGCUAUAUUCAGCAUUCAGACCAUUUCAAGGAUUCGUGCAACAAAACCAAGGGUGUGGCAGCUCCAAGGUUGCUACGGAAUCGUGAUGGCAAAGCUUCAUUCCGGAAGCGUCGCCCGCGCCGUCAUUUUUAUGAAGUCAGCCCUCAUGAUGUGGAUCCAUUUCGCAUUGUAAAAGAGAGGAUUCGGGUGUUUUGGCCUCUGGAUGAGACCUGGUACUUUGGACUGGUUAAAGAAUAUGAUCCGAUGACAAGGUUGCAUCAUGUUAGAUAUGAUGAUAAAGAUGAGGAAUGGAUCAAUCUUCAAAAUGAGAGGAUUAAGCUCCUCCUUUUGCCAAGUGAAGCUCGGCAGAAAUCUAAUCCUCAUGAUUCAAGGUCGAUAUUUAAACCAAAGUAUGAAGUGGAUGAGAGGGAAGGCAUGGAUGGAAACAGCAUGGGAAGUUCUGAGUCAGGCCCUAUUGUUUCAUUGCUGUCUAGAUCAAACUAUGCAAGAUCUGCUACAUCUAGUAAUGCAAAUAAUCGAAAUCUCACUCAUACAGAUAUUGCUCCUGUUCUGUUUGACAAAAAACAGUCUAUUCUGUGCUCCACUGGUGGUUCACCUGCAAAUGGGGGCGAGGGGAUCCUUGAAGACAGGACUACACUUGUGGAUAGCAGGUUUCGCCUUGUUUAUUCAAGGAAGCGAUCUUGCAGGAGAAAGAAUGAAUUUCUCAACAUUUCAGAACAAGAUUCUGAUCUUAAAGGCAAAGAAAUUACUGGUGCAUUGUUUGCUUCAGUUGCUGGCCGGGGGUCUGGUACUGAAAAUGCUAUUUUGAGAAGUCAUGGCAUAUUGUUACUGAUCCAGCCAUUGAAAUCUAUUUAUAAGAUUGUGUCUGAAGCAUGCCAUGUCUGGCUUCUUAAUACCCUUGUUCUCCUGCACCGUGGUGCAAUGGUUGUCUUGUGGCCUGCUGUAUGUCUGGACAUACUUCUUGUCGAUAAUACAUUAGGAUUGAAACACUUGCAUCUUGAAACUUGCUUAAGUUCAGCUGUAUCCUUUUUCGGUUUACUUGUUGGAAGUUUCAAUUCGUAUUCCAAGCAGAGCACAUGCAAUGAGUCAAAAAUACCAUGCACGUCAGUCAGAGUUCAGAUAUCUGGUUUGCAUGGUAGAAGCCAAGUGGUGUUUGUGAUGUUCAGCUUUGUGGGGAUAAAGUACCCCAAAUGGAAGCAUCUGGAAGGACAGCUGCAACAUGACCAUAUGAAAAGGGGGCUGUCCAAAGUUAAUUGCAGAUGUGCUAACAUAAAGCAACUCAUGAAUUGCACAGGGGCUUAUCAAAGUGUCUGUACUUCAAUGGAACACUUAUCUAAGGGUCUAUCAAUCGAUGCUCAGGACUCUCUGUUUUUCACAGAAUCAAAAUAUUCAGAUGUCAACCCUGUCAUUUUUUGUCUUGAUGAGCGAAGUGAAUCUGUUCAAAAUCAUCUGGAUGUGGCAGCUGCACCUUCACUACUGUUUUUUCACCACUUAAAAUUGCGCAGUGAAAGCAACUUGACCUCUAAUGGUCUUCCAGAAUUCAUGCCAUUUACUUUAGAAGAGGAUCUGGUUCAUCUAGCUGCUUCUGCUUCUGAAGCAUGUUCUGUUUAUGUCAGUCCAUCUGAUGCUGGUCCCUUGGAUAUGGGUACUGCUGGCUGCAUAAAUCAUUCUGGUCCUGCUAACAGCAAGCUCAGUACUACUGAAACGGCGAGUCUGGAGUGUAAUAAUAGCAGUAUUGGUGGUGCCAACAUAACAAGCAGGAGUUUUGCAGAUCAAAUUAUGGAUGCUGACAACCCUUGUUCUGGCAACCUUACUUCUACUUGCCCUCCACAGAAUCAAAGGAGGUGUUCUAUAAUAAUUCCUGAAGAUAAGACAUCAGAUCUACCAGAUGAUAAGUUACUUAACAAAGAUGAAAAGGCUCUGCUGCCUGCAUCUGACUUAGUACAGGAACUGAAUGAGUAUCCAAUUGGUCGUGCUACACCAACUGCCCCCAGGACUACCUCCCAUCGAAACCGAUUUACAUCCAUAUCACGUGCUUUUGGAGAUGGUUCAAAAUUGUGGCAAGAAGAUGUUAUGAUGACAGGUUUUGCUGGUGGUUCUAAGAAGCCACGGACUCUGGUUUCGUACUCAGUUUCUCCUAGAAGUGAUGAACCUGGUUCAAAACACAAAGGACAUUUCCGCAAGAUACAGUCUCAUAGCAAUGCAAAGACAAACGGUGCAAAGAGACUUCCUGAUAAUUCAAGAAGCGAACAUAGCAGUCCUGAGUCCUUGACUUGUGUUGCAAAUGUCCUAGUUACAGUUGGUGAUAGAGGAUGGAGGGAGUAUGAUACUCAGAUCACGAUUGACUCUGAUGGGCAGAGUGAACGGAGGAUUUGUGUGAAGCUUGCAGAAGGAACUAAGUAUGCUCACAAAGUUUGUCAAGCUUUGCAGCCAGGGGCAACAAACCGCUACACACAUGCAAUGAUAUGGAAAGGAGGGGCAGAAUGGUGCUUAGAGUUCCCUGAUAGAAGUCAGUGGUUGAUUUUCAAGCAAAUGCACUAUGAAUGUUAUAGUCAUAAUAUUAGAGCUGCAUCUGUUAAGAAUAUUCCAAUUCCUGGUGUUUGCUUUGUUGAAGCUUAUGAUGAUCAUGACAUUGCACCCUUUGUAUGCUCUCAAGAUUAUAUUGCCCAUAUUGGAACAGAUGUUGAAAUGGCACUUGAUGAAUCUCGAGUGAUAUAUGACAUGGACAGUGAUGAUGAAGCAUGGUUUUCAAGAUGGAGUAAGAAAGUAGGCGAGGACAUUACCCCAGGCAAGUUGACAGACAACUUGUUUGAGAGGAUCAUGGACAAAUUCGAGAAACUUGCUUAUAGCCACAACUGCAAUGAACUCACUGUUGAUCAGAUGAAGGAACUUGAUAGCGAUAACAUUCCACUGGACACCAUUAAAUUGAUACAUGAUUAUUGGCAGGAGAAGAGGAAGAAAAAGGGGAUGCCACUCAUUCGACACUUUCAGUCUGCUAUGUGGAAGAUCUACGAGAAGCAGCUACAGGAAUGGGAGUCAACAGUACUCAGAAUACAAGGUUCGUCAAAUGGGUACCAAGAGAAAUUGCCUCCAAAACCUUCCUUCUUCGCUUUCUGUUUGAAGCCUCGAGGACUCCAGCCCCAAAUACCAUACAAGGGACCGAAACAGCGCUCCCAUAAAAAACUUAUGUCCUCAGGAUGUCACAGUUUUUCAAGAGAGCAAGAUGGCUUUUACCGACCAGUACCAGGGAAAAAAUACAGCGAAUAUGCUGGGGAUGGGAGGGCAUGUGAAUCCUAUGACGGUGGUUCUAUUUAUUCACCAACAGGGUACUCUCCCAGGCUCUCUGUGAGAACAGAAUCCCCUCGUGCAUUUGAUGGUAUGGAAAGAAGUUCUACACCGCGGUUUUUCAGAAUCAACAAUGGCAAAAGGACUGCAAGCUUUGCAUUCUCUGAGGAUCACCAGCCGCCACCUUCCUUCCGCCAUCAGAGAGCGAAGCGAGGCGCGCCUGAUCACUGGAACGCGGCCAUCCACGAUUGGCCGAGCUCGAAGCACCUGCUCCCAGGUGCAUCCCAUAGCCCCCGCGUCGUCGACAUAGAGGAGCUCAAACAGCGAGACGCCUCUAGCGCGGCGCAGCAUGCGGUGGCCGUGGCCAGGAUGAAGAGGGAGAAGGCACACCUGCUGAUGCACAAGGCUGACCUUGCCAUCCACAGGGCAACGGUUGCGCUCAUGAUGGCCGACGCAAUCAAGGCCUCCAGCACCAGCAGGGACUCCUCUUCUUCUUCCCGGGACCAUGGGAGGAGAGAUUUGAGGGACAACUGACGACAACGACAACAACAACGAAGCUUUUUUCCGGCUUGAGCCGAUGCAAGCACUGCUCAUCAUCUUUUUGUUGAUAGAAGGGAGCUCUUCUGCUCCAUCCCAAUCAAGUCAGUAGAUAGCAUUUCUCCCAUCUUCUCUUUUUUUUUUCUUUUUUGUUUCUUUCAUCAUUUGUACAUAUGUUGAUUCUUCUCUCUUCUUUCUUUCUUUCUUUCUUUUCUUUUUUUUUUCCCUUCUCUUCUAUUUAGACCUCUCGGUUAACGUAUUGUUGGGGGAAAUGGGCCAAAAUGGUAGGCAGGUGUUGGUGCAGCCCGGCAUUUUCUGCAUAA